Messenger RNA from Malaclemys terrapin pileata, 3406 nucleotides. It is a transcript of the gene GLT1D1, whose product is annotated as glycosyltransferase 1 domain containing 1. Gene Ontology annotation, molecular function: glycosyltransferase activity. The coding region runs from base 127 to 1152 and encodes 341 amino acids. The transcript has 12 exons. Lineage: Eukaryota; Metazoa; Chordata; Testudines; Emydidae. The record is from RefSeq and is a predicted model, not a curated record.
CGGUAACGCUGCCUCGGGUGCCGGCUACGGAGCGAUGGCAGCGGCCCCAAGGAGGCUCCCUGCCCUGGCCCUGCUUGGGAGCUGCCCGUAGCUACCGCCGGGCCCGGUGGGACGGGCCGCGCCGCGAUGAGGCUGCUCCUGCUGGCCUGUCUCCGAGCCCAGACGGGGAACGCUACCACCGCGGGCAGGAUACAGGAUCAUCUAGAAGCUGUGGGUCACAUAUGCAGUCUUAAGGAUGCUUUUGGCUACGAGAACCCAUCUGAAAUAGCAAAUCUAAUCUCUGCAGAGAAGUUUGAAGCAGCUCUGGCUAUUCAUCUUUAUAAAGGAGGCAGACUUCUGCAAGGUAGUAGAAUUCCUUUUGGAAUCAUCUUCGGUGGCACGGAUAUAAAUGAAGACGUCAAACAUGAAGAAAAACACCGGGUGAUGGGGGCAGUGUUAGAAGAAGCCAGGUUUGCAGUGGCUUUCACAGAGAAAAUGAAGGAACUGGCAGCAGCAGAGUGGCCAGAUGCUAGAAGCAAAAUAUACAUCCAGACUCAAGGAAUUAUGACCACACCCAGUGCAACUUUUAACUGGAAGAGAUUUCUACAAAAUGCAGGGAUCCCUCAAGACACAGAAAAUUUACGCCUGUUUCUUUUGAUAUGUGGACUUAGAAGAGUCAAGGACCCUCUUUAUUUAGUGGAUGUAUUUUCAGAGUGGCACAGAAGAGAGCCCCAUAUCCACCUUGUUAUAAUUGGACCUGCAGUUGAUACACAGUUUACAAGUGAAGUCAAUGAAAAAGUUAAUAGGACACCCGGGGUACAUUUGUUACAGGAGAUACCUCAAGAUGAUCUUCACGCUGCUGUGAAAAGAUGCUUUGCAGUGGUGAACAGCUCUAUUUCAGAGGGGAUGUCUGCUGCAAUCCUGGAGGCAAUGGAUUUAGAUGUUCCAGUGUUGGCGAGGAAUAUUCCUGGGAACGCAGCAAUAAUACAACACAAAGAUACAGGACUAUUAUUUACAGAUCCCCAGGAGUUUGUCCAGCUCUCCAAAAGUCUGAUGAAUGACCCCACUUUGGAAAGAGAAAUUGUGACAAAGGCAAAAGCGUAUGUGAAGAAACACCAUUCAUGGGACGGUGAAAGAGAGGCCUAUCAAAGUCUUGUCCUGAGACUCCAGUGAAUCAUUGGGUAUCAAAUGUGGAAACUGAUCUUAUUCUGUAUCACUUUAAUGGUGACACUGUAAUCAGAUUAUUUUAAAGAAAAAAAAAUUCACAUAUUACGGACAUAUUGUUCCACUCGACUUUGCCCAAUUUACAAACAUACUGCAUCAGACCGGUGGUCCAUCCAAUUCACCAUCCUGUUUCCAGUGGUGGGCGGCACCAGUGAAAUCAAGAAAAUGUCGAUUUCUUAAUAUUGUUGGAUCAUAUGGGCCUCAAAAGAUGGCUAUUUCUUGUGCACGGGGUGGAUUUCAUCCACAGUGAACUCAUGCAAACUCAGUUACUGUGUUGUAGCCUGACAAAGCUAAUGGGGAUUAAGGCAUUUACACUCAAAUUUAAUUAAUCUGAAUUUAUUCAGAUAUGUCAAUGAUAAACAUAAUGUUGUAAGAGUGGGUUCAUCUCUAUUUUGAAUGAUCAAACAUAUAAAUACAUUAAGCAGGUUAGCCAGGCCUACAUGAUCUAAAUUUUAAAGGGAGAAGAUCAUAAAUUAAUCACAUGACUAGCACUUUUAUCAAGACUGUAACUGGCUGGAGCUAAUGAGAAAUACAGACAUUGAUGGUUUCUAGCAUGAAAAAUUGUACUCACUGUUUGCUGUUUACGUAUUCUACUUUAUUUAUGAAUUAUUGGAAGACAGCAACUACCUCUUAAAAAUUACCAAACUUCAGGGACCUCACAAAUGGUGAAUGUUCUUACAAAAGAUGGAUGGAGGCUAUAAUAAGGAGCAACGAUGUAAUUUGGUACUUUUGUCAUGAGUGACUCUCAGGAGUUAUUAUUGUGAACUUAAUGUAACAGGAUAUUGUAUUUUAAGAAGAGCUACUAAUGCCCACAUGAAGCCUAAACCAAUCAUUAUUGACUGCUCAGUGGUUAAAGUAAUAUCUUGGUUUUCCACAAUCUGGUGUCAAAGAAGGCUGCUAUUUCUAAAACACGCAAAGUGUUUACAAUUUUUAAACAUCUGUUGUUGGGAAACUAUAGUUGCUAUAUAUGGGCCUGAUCCAACCUCCACUGAAGCCAGUGGGAAUCUUUCCAUUGAUUUUAAUAGGCUUUGCAUCACCCCCUAUUUGUGUUAAUGAAUUUACUGUGCAUGUUGGUUUUCCAAUUGACCUCUUGGUUGUGUUGCAAAUGUUUAGUCAGCAACCCUGAAGAAAAAGAGUAAUUUUAGUAUCCUUCAUUCACUUCUGAGACCUUUUCUAAUUUUCUAUGGUAAUAUAUUUGGAGUGGUUUGACUCAGUUGGUACUGUCCUCAAUAGCAUGGGACAUUGCAAACCAUGGGAGACAAAACUGGAGUGACUUCAAGGGUUAUAACUGCGAUGCUGUUUCUAUAGAUGUUCUCUUGCUCUUAUGGUUUUUGGUAAAAAAACAGCCUGGCUCAAAGGGGAAGGAAAAUCAUCUGUUAUGAUAGAAAUGGAAAAAAAGGAGAAGUUGAUAGCAAUGCAUAUAAAUUAGAAGCUAGAAAGUAUAGAAAAUUAAUAAGGGAAGCAAAAGGACACAAGGAGAAAUCUGUGGGCAGUACAGUCAAAUAAAAUAAGUUUUUUAAAUUUUAUAACAAACAAAAGGAAUCUUAACAGUCUUAGAUAUUGGUUCAUUACUAUAUGGAUAUGGUAGACCAGUAAAUAAUACAGAAAAAGCCAAAGUGUUCAAUCCAUAUUUCUGUUCUGUAUUUGAGGAACAAGAGAUGAUGUAUUUAUAUCAUAUGAUGAUAGAUUUUUCCAAUCACAGUAACUAAGGAUGAUGUUAAACAGUCGCUAUCUAAAGUUAGACAUGUUUUAAUCAGCAGGUCCAGAUAACUUGCGCCUAUGAGUUUUAAAAGAGCUGGCUAAGGAGCUCUGUGGACCAGUAGUAUAGAUUUUCAAUAAGCCUUUGAACACUGGGGAAUCUCCAGAGGACUGAAAGAAAGCUAAUGUUGUGCCAAUAUUUUUAAAAGGCAAGUGGGAUGACCCAGCUAACUGUAGGCCUGUCAGCCUGACAUUGAUCUAAGGCAAAAUAAUGGAACAGCUUCUAUGGGGCUCAAUUAAUAAAGAAUUAAAGGAGGGUAAUAUAAUGAAUGGCAAUCAAUAUGGGUUUAUGGAAAAUAAGUCUUGUCAAACUAACUUCAUAUCACUUUUUGAUGAGUUUGGUUAAUAAAAGUAAUAGUGUUGAUGUAAUAUUCCUCUGUAAGGUAUCACACAUCAUCUGGAUUAAUAAAGUAGAAUGAUGCAAAAUCAACAUGGCAUACAUUCA